This is a messenger RNA of Ruditapes philippinarum (Manila clam), 1899 nucleotides long. RefSeq lists its product as uncharacterized. The transcript has 2 exons. Lineage: Eukaryota; Metazoa; Mollusca; Bivalvia; Venerida; Veneridae. The record is from RefSeq and is a predicted model, not a curated record. The coding region runs from base 59 to 1435 and encodes 458 amino acids.
CAUAAACACAUUGAUAUGUUACUGUCAGAACCAUGAUAAUGUUGGCUGUUCUACAUGUAUGGCAGUUGAUCACAGAUUAUGCAAGGAUACAUUCUACAUACCAGAAUUUAUUCAAAACAAUACUUACCAAGUUGAAUCGAGAGACAUUCAAACAAAACUCAAGGAAAUAGCCAAGACCCUUGAAAAACAAGCUAAUACAUUUAAACAAGAUAAACAAAGUCUGUUAAAGAGGAAAGCAGAACUACUCGCUAAUAUCAGAAAAUUCCGACAAGAAAUCAAUGGCCAACUUGACAAGCUGGAGAAAAGUUCUAUUGAUGAGAUAGAAAGUAAAGUCAAAUGUCUUGAAGACAAAAUCGAAGACGGCUUAAAACAGCUACAAGCACACAAGUCCAAGAUUAGAUCAGCUAAUGAUAAGUUAGCAUCUACAAACACAAAUCAUUCUGAAGUGUUUGUUUAUGUGAAGAUGGGAGAAGAUGCUGCAAAUGUUGCCAACAAAUAUAUGGAGCAUGCCAAAAUAAAAAGUACAGUAGAUGACAUAGAGUUUCAACCUGACAGAACAAUUCUUACACAGUUAGAACAAAGGAAGGCCCUAGGCACACUAUCAGGGAAACCUACAAAGCCUGCUGUUAAUUUAUUUCAGAUUAAAGGAAAUCAAUCAUAUAAUGUAAAAGUAAAGUCAGAUAUAUAUGAUUGUAAUAUCGCUAGUGCCUGCUGUAUGGAAGAUGGUACAAUAGUUCUAGCUGAUCGCGACAACAGCAAACUUAAACGUUUACACAGUUAUAACUAUACUGUCACAGACUACUGUGAUCUACCUGGAGAGCCAUCUCAAGUGUGCCUGAUCAAUAACACACAAGUAGCAGUAACUAUUUCAUUAGAAAAGAAAGUUCAUUUCAUUUCUCUAGAAAGAAAAAUGAAAACAACAAACAAGCUUAAAACUGAUUUCAAUUGUUAUGGUCUUGCAUACUCCAACAAUAAUUUAUAUAUUGCAGAUAAUGACACAUCAGUAUAUAUGUAUACAUUGUCAGGUAGGAAACUUAAUCAGUUCAGUAAGGAUCAAUCAGGACAUAAGUUGUUCUCUGACAUAGACAGUUUAGCUGUCAGUAAGGAUGCUACUAGGAUUUAUGUUGCUGAUUACAAAAAUGGACUGAUAGUACUGGACAACAAUGGUCUGGUUAUUACAUCAUUUAAUGAUGAUGAACAAUUAAAGGGGGCUGGAUGUUGUUAUCUCACUGAAACAGGUAGUGUGCUGGUAUCUGGAUAUCACUCCAAAAAUGUUUUACAGUUUACAUGUGAUGGUGAAGUGAUAAGAGAGGUUAUAAAAGCUGAUAGAAGAAAAGGGAAUACAUGUAUUAGAUCAGUCUGUUGUAAUCAACAAAUGACUAAGAUGUGUAUAAGUAGAUUUGGAGUGAACAACAUUGAAGUGUAUGACAUUUAAUCAGUUAAACAAAUGUUUCACAAGAGUAAAAUAAACAUGUUUUUAAAUAUAUGCCUCAAGCAAAAUGUAUGCAAAGAGUAUAACAUGUUUUAUUUAUUAUAUGUGAUAAUUUCUUUUGGAAUUCCCAUUUUCGAAUUUAUCUGGUUUAAUUGUUAUUUGUUAUAUUACAAGAAAACUACUUAAUUGUUUGAACAAUAUGAAAUAAGUCAUAUGAUGUGAGUAUUUAGAGAUUUAAUGAGUUCAAUAAAUUUAGAAAUAAAUAAAUUAUAAAUUUUUAUUUAUUACGGACCCAAAAUAAGAAUGGUAAACAGUAAAAAAGAGUCAUUCUUUUCAUUGAUGCACAUAUAGUGUAAUGCUAAUAUUUAGCCUAUUUUGAUGUCUGAAUAAAACAAUGAUGUCAUGUUACAUUGUGGUUAUAUUAGUGUAAUAUUCAUUUUCAUUUAAUGGCUUUUUUAUACUUCUGU